This is a messenger RNA of Maniola jurtina (meadow brown), 1536 nucleotides long. RefSeq names its product AIDA-I autotransporter-like. The transcript has 3 exons. Lineage: Eukaryota; Metazoa; Arthropoda; Insecta; Lepidoptera; Nymphalidae. The record is from RefSeq and is a predicted model, not a curated record. The coding region runs from base 1 to 1536 and encodes 511 amino acids.
AUGGGCCACAACAGCCUUAUCGGGGUCAAAGCUUAUCCUCAAGUAGUUUCAGGAAUUUUGCAAACUCACACCUGCUUCUCUUCAACAGCUGGAGUCAACACGAUCACUGUUGGCGUUGUAAAUUCUACGGGUGGCCCUAUUUAUGCUGCUUCUGGUGCCACUAGUGUCAUUCAAAACGCUGCGGGUGACGGUUCCAAUGUCACUGUUGGCGUUGUAAAUUCUACGGGUGGCCCUAUUAAUGCGACUUCUGCUGCCAUUAGUGACAUUCAAAACGCUGCGGGUAACGGUUCUAAUGUCAUUGUUGACGUUGUAAAUUCUACGGGUGGCCCUAUUAAUGCGACUUCUACUGCCACUGGUGUCGUUCAAAAUGUUGCGGGUAACGGUUCUAAUGUCAUUGUUGACGUUGUAAAUUCUACGGGUGGCCCUAUUAAUGCUAAUUCUGGUGCCACUGUUGUAGUUCAGAACGCUGCGGGUAACAGUUCUAAUGUCACUGUUGGCGAUGUAAAUUCUACGGGUGGCCCUAUUAAUGCUAAUUCUGGUGCCACUGUUGUAGUUCAGAACGCUGCGGGUAACAGUUCUAAUGUCACUGUUGGCGUUGUAAAUUCUACGGGUGGCCCUAUUAAUGCUACUUCUGCUGCCAUUAGUGGCAUUCAAAACGCUGCGGGUAACGGUUCUAAUAUCACUGUUGGCGUUGUAAAUUCAACGGGUGGCUCUAUUAAUGCUAAUUCUGGUGCCACUGUUGUAGUUCAGAACGCUGCGGGUAACAGUUCUAAUGUCACUGUUGGCGAUGUAAAUUCUACGGGUGGCCCUAUUAAUGCUAAUUCUGGUGCCACUGUUGUAGUUCAGAACGCUGCGGGUAACAGUUCUAAUGUCACUGUUGGCAUUGUAAAUUCUACGGGUGGCCCUAUUAAUGCUACUUCUGCUGCCAUUAGUGGCAUUCAAAACGCUGCGGGUAACGGUUCUAAUAUCACUGUUGGCGUUGUAAAUUCAACGGGUGGCUCUAUUAAUGCUGCUUCCGGUGCCAUUAGUGUCAUUCAAAACGCUGCGGGUAACGGUUCUAAUGUCACUGUUGGCGAUGUGAAUUCUACGGGUGGCCCUAUUAAUGCUAAUUCUGGUGCCACUGUUGUAGUUCAGAACGCUGCGGGUAACAGUUCUAAUGUCACUGUUGGCGUUGUAAAUUCUACGGGUGGCCCUAUUAAUGCUAAUUCUGCUGCCACUGGUAUCGUUCAAAACGUUGCGGGUGACGGUUUUAAUCUCUUUGCUGAUGUUGUAAAUUCUACGGGUGGCCCUAUUAAUGCUAACUCUGGUGCCAGUGGUGUAGUUUUAAACACUGGAGGUGGCGAUUCUAAUGUCACUAUUGGCGUUGUGAAUUCUACGGGUGGCCCUGUUAAUGCUAAUUCUGGUGGCACUGGUGUCAACCAAAACACUGCGGGUGGCUCUAUUAAUGAAACUACUACUCAGGUUGGUGGUGUUCUUAACACUGUGGGUGGUGGUCUUUUAGGUGGUUUGGGCUAUAUCGUUGGCGGCAUAUUGUAA